AUGGAAAAUUAUCUACUUUUUAAAAAAAUUUUCAACAAUAAAUAUCUAUUUAGAAAGAUAUUUGAAUAUGUUCAGUAUAGAGAUAUUGAUCAAAAUGAAAUAAUGAAACACUAUAAAAGUAUUUUAAAUACAAAAAGUAUUCAUAAUUUAUCAUUGUCAGGUUUAUUAAAAAAAAAACAAUAUAAACUUUUUGAUUAUAUGUUUGAUUUUUUAGUUGAAAGAAUGGAAUCAAUUAAUAAUUUUGAAAAUGAAAUUAAUAAUAAUAAUAAUAAUAAUAAAAAUUACAAUUGGUUAUUUUAUUCAAAAACAAAUGAAGAAGAUUUUUUAGAAAUUUUUAGUUAUAAAGAUUUGGGUUUAGAAAGAUUUAAAAGAAUAUUUAAACUAUAUGGUACAGUAACAAUAAUUACGGGGUCACGUUUUCAUGAAUCAAUUAUUAAUAGUGGUAAUAUUGAAAUUAUAAAUUUUAUGUCAAUUCUAAAAAAUAAUAAAAAUAAUAAUAAUAAUAAUAAUUAUAAUAAAAGUUAUUUUAAAAAUUUUAUUAAAUUUUAUAUUACGGAAGAAAAGAAUAAUUUAUUUGAUUGCAAUAAUAAUUUAGAAAUUUUUGAUUUAAUUAUAAAUAAUUUAAAUGAAAAAUAUAAAAAAGAUAAAAAAGAUAAAAAAGAUAAAAAAGAUAAUGGAAUUUUCAAAAUAUCAGAUUGUAUGUUAAUUUUAGAUUAUUAUAUUAAGAAUAAAAGUUUUAAUUUAUAUGGUAGAAUUUUAAAUUUUUCAGAUCAAUAUGAUAGAAAGAAAUUAAUUGAAAAAAGUUUAACAAAUAAUGAUUAUGAACUUGCAAUUGAAAUUAUUAAUAGAUUUCCAAAUUUAAAAAAUGAAAAUCCAAAUUUAAAAUAUUAUUUAUUAGAUUAUAGUUUUAAAACUAAAAAAAAUAUAUUCACUGAUAAAUCAUUUAAAGUGUUUAAUGUAUUUUUUAAAGAAUAUAAUAUUUCAAAAUUAUUUAUAAAAUUAAAACAAACACCAUUUAUAACAGAUUUUACAACUGUGCCAAUAACAACAUUAAAUCUAUUACUUGUAUCAAAUAAUCUAAAAAAGAAGGAUGACGAUGACGAUGAAAAUGUAACCUAUAUUUAUCAAUUUAAAAUUUGGGAACAUUUAAAAGAUGAAAGAAUUGAUUUAAAUAAUUUAUAUAAUGAAUUUAGUGGUGAUAAUGUUACUUAUUCAAAUAGUAAUGGUUAUAGUGUUAAAGGGGUAUUGAGUAAUUAUUACCCUAAUUCAAUUGAAGAACUUGAAUUUUCAUUAAACUAUUCAACUUUAAAUUGUAAUAUUAGUCAAUCAAACAUUUUAUACAUUCAUCACAUUGCAUUUAAUGUCGCUGAUUUAGAGUUAAUUAAAUUAUAUACAUCAAAAUUUAAUAUUAAAAAUCAAACAUAUCCAAAAGAUUUUUACAAAUGUUUAUUUGGAACUACCUCUGAAAUUAGUUCAUAUUUUUCAAAGGAUGAAAAUUUAAAGAAUUUUGUUUUCUCUGACACAGACACACUGAAUUAUUUAAAUACUUAUUAUUCUUCUUCAAAUACAACAUGUUUUGGUGGUGGUGGUGGUGAUACCACUAGCAAAGACACCACCACAAUGUUACAAUCAAAUUAUACAAUACUUAAUGUUGUACAUUGUUUAGAAACAGUGGUUGAAAAAGGUUAUUUUGAAAUUUACAAAAAUUUAAUACCAAUUAUUGGUAAAGAAUUUAUUGAGCGUAAAAAACACGAUUAUGUACUUUACACAAUCAUUAAGACACUAAUUAAAUGUAUUAUUAAAUUAGAUAAAAUUAAUCAAUUGGAACUAAUUGAAAAUACAUUACAUUAUUUUGACUUUUCAAAACAUUUGAACUAUAUUUUAACUCAAAUUAGAUCAUUCAAUUUUAAACUAUCAAAAAAUGUUAUUUUUUUAUUAUAUUCUAAAGGUUUAAUUUCAUUAAAAAAAAUCUCGGAUAAUAUGUCUAAAUUUGAAAAUUAUAUUUACAAUGAUUAUCAUUUUUUUUAUUUAUAUUUCUUUGGCGAUAAUAUAAAUUUUACAAAGGUAGAUGAUUUUUCAACUUUAGUAAAUGGUAUUAAUUCAAAAAUGGUUAAUAAAAUAUUAAUUUAUUCAAAGAAUUAUAAAACCAUUGAAAUGUUAACUCAAUCUGAUUUAUUAAUAACUAAUGAAAUUUUAUCAAAAAGUUUAAAAGAAAGGGGUAGAUUAAUAUCAAUUUUAUUAGAUACUGAUAUUAGGAAAUUAAUAUUUAUUAUUAGAAAUUCUUCAUAUAAAGUAUUAAAAGAAUAUUGUUCAAUUAUAGUUAGAAAAGUAUUAAUUAAAAAAAAUAUAAAAAAGAAAUUAAUUUUAUUAAAUUUAUUUGAAUCAAUUUCAUCACAAAUUUUAAAAUCAACCACCACCUCAACCAUCAGCACUAUGACAUCAACAAAUCUUUUAAGUGAAUUUUAUUUAGAAUUAAUUUUUUAUACAAUUUUAUUCGCUCACUCAACUGAAAUUAAUAUUGAAAUCUGCAAAGAUUUAAAUUAUUAUAAUUUUUUAAAUAUUGAAAAAAAUCCAAUUGACGUUCACAUUUUUUCAAAUUAUUAUAAUAAUAAUUUUAAAACAAUUUCAAAGAAGCAAUUCUUAGAUAAUUUAAAUAACCUACCAGAUAUUUCAAUUAAUUUUUUAAAUUCAAUAGGUUUAGCAAAUUUAAAUAAAAUUUUAUUAAAUUAA
Dictyostelium discoideum AX4 is the source of this 2730-nucleotide messenger RNA. RefSeq lists its product as hypothetical. The transcript has a single exon. Bases 1 to 2730 code for a protein of 909 amino acids. The record is from RefSeq and is a predicted model, not a curated record. Lineage: Eukaryota; Evosea; Eumycetozoa; Dictyosteliales; Dictyosteliaceae.